This is a messenger RNA of Eurytemora carolleeae, 536 nucleotides long. Its product is annotated as AT-rich interactive domain-containing protein 1A. The record is from RefSeq and is a predicted model, not a curated record. The coding region runs from base 21 to 536 and encodes 171 amino acids. NCBI's taxonomy places the organism in Eukaryota, Metazoa, Arthropoda, Copepoda, Calanoida, Temoridae. The transcript is spliced from 3 exons.
GGUAUAAAUAGUAAAGGUUAAUGUUUACUGGUUGUUACUCCGUCUCUACCGGUCUAGUAGUAACCAUGUUUCAUCUAAAGUCUCUUGUAUUUGUGUGCUGUGUUGGGUCUCUCACAAGCCAAACAUUCUUUCGAACCAGUCUCGGCGGCGGUGGAUCAUAUUCAAGUGUUUCUCAUGGAGCACAUUCAGGACCUGCAGGACAUGCAGGACAACCCACUCAACAGGUUUAUAAAGUUCAACCAGUUAAACCAGCCUACCAGCAACCCAUUUAUCAACAACCCACCUACCAGCAACCAGCCUACCAGAAGCCAGUUUAUCAACAGCCAUCCUAUCAACAACCAUCCUACAAGCAGCCCUCUUACCAACAACCAAUUGAAAAAUCACCUGAAGUACCCACCUAUGGGGAAAAAUGUACACUGAGCUACGAAGAAAAAUAUGUUCAGGUGUGUGUGCCUGAACUAGAGACUGCUUGUAAGCCUGAGAAGCUGAAGAAUGGAAAUUUACUAGGUGACAAGAACUGUGUGUGUAGAGGAUGA